Molecule: messenger RNA, 358 nt
Organism: Alosa sapidissima (American shad)
Lineage: Eukaryota; Metazoa; Chordata; Actinopteri; Clupeiformes; Clupeidae
Gene: pet117
Product: protein PET117 homolog, mitochondrial
Exons: 2
Coding region: 104-358 (84 amino acids)
Biological process (GO): mitochondrial respiratory chain complex IV assembly
Cellular component (GO): mitochondrion
Source: RefSeq, a predicted model, not a curated record
AGAUGGCUUCUUGUUAUCAAAACGUCCUCGCUCAAUAGCUGUGUGUCCAUACUGCAUUGUGUGACUUUACAAGUGGUAAAGCACUAAGCAAGGCAAGACAACUAUGUCCACAGCCUCUAAAGUUGUCUUGGGACUAUCGGUGGUUCUGACCAUUAGUACCGUGGCUGGAGUGCACAUCAAACAGAAUUGGGACAGACAGCGACUGCACGAAGGAGUAUUGCGCGACUUGGAACGAGUGGAGCGGAAGCGGGAGAACCUGCGGUUGCUAGAGGAGCAGAUUCAGCUGACCCAAGAGCUGGAGACGGAGAGGCAGCGCAGAGAAGCCUCCGCCGCCUCCGGAGCGACCCAGAGCCCGUAA